AUGCAUCUUCCUUCUCGACGUAUUCAGCGCUUCUUAGCAUAUGGGACGUGCGUGCUUCUUAUUUCGAUCGCUUUCAGCACUGUAGCAACGUCAAUCGAAACGUCAACAGCAACGGCCGGCACCGACAUACCGAGUCAAGAUGCUAUCCCUACCCUUUACGACGAAACUAGUUAUCAAGGGCAAGAUAUUAAUAGGGAAUACAUGGCUUUAGAUUCCUUUUCCAUUCUGGAUCACAUUUUUCGGAUAUGCAUCUACAUCUUUCUCUCCGCCGUGUUCGCCGGCCUCACGCUCGGCGUCAUGACCAUCGACACCUUUACUCUAGAAAUUAUCGCGGAGAGCGGCCGCAUGCCGGAUUGCAAGUUUGCCGAGCAGAUUCUUCCGCUGCGAAAGGAUGCCCAUAAGACGCUUUGCACACUUAUUAUAUCAAACAUGCUGUGUAAUGUGCUGGUGGUUCAGCAAUUCCGCGCGAUCGUUUCCGGCAUACGGCAUCCGGAUCCGGUAGCCCGUCCGGGUCACGUGGUGGAUGAUUUCUGGGCGGACCUGUGGGAGUUUGCCGGGAGCACGUUUUUAGUGGUGGUAACCGAAAUUUUACCCAUGUCGAUAUGCAAAUCAAAGUACUCGCUGCGCGUGGCGGCGUGGGGUGCGAUAUUCGUCCAUUUUGCUAUGAUCCUCACCUACCCGGUAUCGAUGCCGCUGGGGAAGUUUCUCGAUUGGGUGGUGGGGGGAAAAGAGAGGGGUCAGAUUUACGACCGCAAUGAGCUGCGUAGGCUGAUGGUCAUUCAAUACGAGCGCAAAGGUAGCAACAAGGCGGGGAUGUCGAAGUCAGAGCUCGAUUUGCUGCUCUCCGCGAUGGACUUCCAGGAGUCGAAGGUGCGGGAUGUGAUGCGGCCGAUCGACGGUAUCACCCACAUCCACGAGAGCGACCUCAUAACGCCCGAUUUUAUUGCGCAUAUUUGGCUUUCCGGGCGCUCGCGCGUGCCGGUGAUGUCUGAAAAGGGCACCUUCGACAGCGUUCUCGUCGUGAAGGAUUUGCUGACGGUGGAUGUCGACCCCUCGUCGAGGCCGACCAAGGUAGCACAGAUCAUCAAGGAAAAGAAGCGCGGUUUGGCGAUGGUGGAGUCGAGCACGACCUUGCCGAGGAUGUUGCGGAUUUUUCAAGAUCUGAAAACGCACAUGGCGCUGGUUUUCUCCGCGGAUGGCUGCCCGGGCGCCGAGCGGGCCGCGCUCUCGCCGUCGGCGGCGAGCACGUCCGUCGAGCACGUCCACACCGUGAUCGGCCUCGUCACGAUGGAGGACGUCGUCGAGAAGCUCCUGAACGAGGAAAUUUACGACGAGUACGAUCGAUACGGCGCCGUCGACGGCGGCGGGGUCGAAUUCCAGGACGCGACCGUGCAGGAUAUCGACACGCUAAGCGCCCCGACGAUUCCAGAAAAGCACCCGCGGGUGAACUUCUACUCCUAUUUCACCCAUCCAGAGGCGGAUGUGGCGUUGACGGUGGAGCAGGUGUGGGCACUCGCGUUCUUUCUUCAACGAACGAUCUCCUGCUUUUCGAUUUGGAAUGUGGAGUACAUCAAGCGGCUUCUGGACGACUGUCAUGAUCAACAACUCGUCCCGCCUUCCUAUAUGCAGCGGAAAAACGCCCUUCUCCCGUCCACCAUCGAGGAGGAUUCCCUCCACGGGAGUAGGGUUCCAAGCCAUGCCACCAAAUCGCCCAACGACAGCUCCUUGUCGGACGAUCGAAAAGAUUCCACCAGCACGAAUAAUCUUUUCCCGUACAGUACCACCCAUUCUCAAUUUCUGAGCAUGGUGGAGGACGAGAAGUUUAUCUUAUACAAGAAAGGGGUCUGCUCGACUAACUUUACGAUUGUGCUCGGGGGGCAGGUGGAACUGCUCGUGGGCGAGGAGACCUUUAGCACACGAAUUUUUUCGUUUAGCCACGUCGGCGAGGAAGCACUGAUCUCGUCGGUUUUUAUACCCAAUUUCAGUGCAAUCGUGCUUCAACCCGCCCGCGUUUAUUGCAUCCCUAGAGAAUUAUAUAUCGAGUAUGCAUCGCAUCAGCUCACGAAGCCUGCGAUGGUGAGAAGCACCUCUGCCGAGCUCCCUCGUCCGCGUGGACACUUCAACACCUCCUUUCACUUCAGCCCCCACCCGUGUUCGCAAGUUUCGAAGAAAAACAGCUACGCUCCCCUUCCCUCUGGAUCUUUCAGGGAUGAUAACUUAAUUUCAGAUCAAAAGGCAUAUGGUACCUUUAAUAAAUAA
Molecule: messenger RNA, 2259 nt
Organism: Phytomonas sp. EM1
Lineage: Eukaryota; Euglenozoa; Kinetoplastea; Trypanosomatida; Trypanosomatidae
Source: the annotation of a GenBank genome assembly